CCUGCCGGCAAUCCUGGAAGACCCGGAGCAGCUGGAGGUGCAGGACAGGCUGGAUCCAAUGGUUCACCUGGACGUGAUGGAGCGUAUUGUCCUUGCCCUCCAAGAACUGGCUCCGCAUUUGGCGGCGCUGGAUCUGGUGGUGGCAGUGGCUUCACUGGUUCUGGAGGAGGCAAUAACGGGUUUGAGAUCACUACUGUGCUCCAAGGUGCUGCUGGAGGUGGCAACGAGCCGUGGAAUCAAAACAAUGCUCUCAAGAAGCGCGCUCGUGUACUAUAAUUUUUGCCGUAGCUCAAUAAAGUUUUGGAUAGUCUAGGA
Messenger RNA from Cylicostephanus goldi, 315 nucleotides. The record is from the annotation of a GenBank genome assembly. Lineage: Eukaryota; Metazoa; Nematoda; Chromadorea; Rhabditida; Strongylidae.